UGCUCCGAGCAAAUGCAGUGGGUUUGCAUUUAUAUUUACUCCUUUUAAACGGUGACGAGUACCCUAGAUAGGGAGAGGCGCAAGGUUUUUGCACUGGAGGGUUUCUUGGGUAUUAAUUUGAUGUUAAUUAACAUACUAGUACGUAUUAAUACGUACUAGUAUCAAAUUAAUAUUAAAUGAAAAUUAAUCCAAAUAUUGACAUCAAGUUAACCCCAAAAUAGUAUAUACAUGACAGAAAAUUUGCAUCAUGUUCACAUUUAAAGUUGUCCAGAAUUCAGUCAUUAUCUAGAACUUGAAGAUACUGAAAAAUUUUCGAAUUUCAGAUUAGAUCAUGAAUAUCAUUCAAAUUGUUGUUCUUGUCACAAAUACUUUAAAUUUAGCAUUAUGAUUUGAGGUGGAUACCCUGCCCACACGCCCAAAAAGUAAGCAAGAAGUGUUGGUUCGGUUUACUUUGGCAAGUCAGCCAAUUAAGAAAGUCAGCAAGCAAGCUUCACACUCGCAAAUUUCUUUGGUGUUCUCUCUAAAUGGUAAACUUUUACUUUGCAGAAAGUCCAUAUACGUAAGUGAGCAGUAGACAUUAUCAAGAAGUUGGCGAACGAGUUAACAUCUGUAAUUAAGUGAUGCUGGGCGGGGAUAUCGUUACAUCACUGAUGAUGCUGAUUAGCAUCGCUCUUCAUACUUCGUCUGGCUUCAAAGGCGCCUACGCCACUACUUUACACGCUACAUUGAUUUUGAUUACGUAUGAAAAGUACCCUCACUAAACGAUAGGGGACAAACGACACUGUUUCUUGGUCAAUUUAGGAACUCCUACUGUUGACUGUUUCUAAAAUUUAAUUAACGGAAAUGUGGAUGCAUUUAGUGCAGAAGGAAGCGUAGACUGAUUAGAAUUUUGUUGGGAAAUACUUAUAUUUAUGACUUGAUUUUCUAUUAAAAAAAUAGCGUUAUGCUCUAAAAAAAUAAUCUUGAAAAUGACAGUUGAGCUGCCAAGAUUCAAGUCAAUAAGUCUCAUCCCAAGUGUAUGGGCACUAGUAGUAAACGAGAAGGAUGAGCUACUAGCAACAUAAAACAUUGCUUCUAGGGAAAAGCAAUGUCGUUGCCAUCUUAUGCUCAUAGUUAUUGCAUGGUCUCUGGUCACUCGGAUCGAAUGCGAUGUGCGUGUGUGUGUGUGUCAAGACAAGAUAUGGAGCACCAAGAAGGAAACGAUGGGUCUUCUUUUGGGAGUUAUAAUGUGAUACGGCUGGAUUGGAUGGCCCAAUGACCCUUUUUCUCCGAUUCAAUUCACAUUGGACACUACCAUCCCGUCCAGCAUCCGAUCCCCUCCCCAGAACACAAGUAAUAGUUUCAUGGACAAUGUACUCCGCAUUUCCAUCGGACAGGCAGGCUUCUCUUCUUCAGACUUCAAUGGCAAGAGUAUAAAAUCUCAAAACGUUGGCCAGAGCACUGGACCCUAAGCAAAAUGUUCGGAUACUUUUCUUUACUACGCACAACUACUCAUGUCCAAAGUCUGCAAUUGUGUUCACUAAGAAAGGUCCAGGCGUGGUACUGCCCGAGAGAGUGAAAAAUGGCAUGAUUCACAUUAUGUGGUAAAAUUAAAGCGGUUCUAUCUUGAAUCCCAAUAAAUCAUUGGACAGAUACGUCCCUACUCUGCUUUCUAUUAUGCCAGCCUAGUUUUAUACCAUAUGUAGCUGUACUACUAGUACAUACGUACAUACAAACGCUAAACAUUUGCCAUGUUUGGUGUCUUGUCCAGUUUCUGACUUGAUGGUACAUAUUCGUCGUCGUCGUCGUUGUCGAGGCUUAUUUCAUGUGCAGAAAGAGACCAUGUGUUUGCCCGCAGAUAUGGGAUCGGUUUCCCAUUGUGAUAACCAUCUCAUGAAUCCUUCUGCUUGAAGAACAAUAUCCGUAGUGCAUACACUUUAGUCUACUUUCUCGACUUGUGUUUCUCCAAGAUGUGCUCUAUCGUGAAGCAUAAGAAUAACUUUUAUUAUGGUCGUUUCGUGCCGCUCUCUCUCUUCUUUGCCUGCCGGAACGAAUGGACGUUGAGAAGGGAACAGACAAUGGGCAGAGAGAUGCUCAAUUCACUGAAUGAUAUCUCCACUUGUUUGACAACUGGGCCAUUCAAUCGGUCGUUAUUUGACACAUUCAACUAGAUAUGAAGUUGACUCUCUGCGAAUCAUUUCUCUACUACUUUUAUCGAACCACCCCACAUGCACAGUCCGAAAUUUUGCGAUGCAAUUGCAAAUACCGGUUUAUCGUCGAAAUGCGAACGUGAGGUUGUUAAAUGGAAUUGAAGAAAUCGAUUAUUACAUAGGAUUCGUCAGGACAAGAAUGGCGGAGCGUGGUGUCCAAGACCGGGGAUUGAGAAGGGCGUUAAAGAGUAUUUGGAAAUAGAUUUCGUCAGGGAACAUCGCAUCACUCAGACGGAGACUCAAGGGCGCUAUGGAAGCGGAAUGGGUGUGGAGUAUGCAGAAAAUUUUCAGCUGGAAUACUGGCGAGAUGCGUUGGGCAAAUGGGUCCCAUAUAAAGAUCACAUUGGCCGCACGAUUCUCAAAGGCAACGUUAACACGUAUACUGAAAACCAGCAACAACUGAAUCCUCCGAUCAUUGCCAGCAAAGUGAGAUUUAUCCCGUAUUCACUUCACAUUAGAACCGUCUGUAUGCGAGUUGAAGUCUACGGCUGCAAUUUUACAGAUGGAAUAGUACAUUACGAAGCUCCUCAGGGAUAUUACAAGGCAAACCCCGAGCUGGAUUUUCGGGACGCAUCUUAUGACGGAGAAGAGGAUGAGAGUGGCACACUUCGAUCCGGUCUUGGAAUUCUCACCGACAUGAUCUAUGGCUCUGUGGAUUUUAUUCGCAAUCACAAAGGGUGGAUCGGAUGGGAACGACGAGACAACGAGUCCACUCUGGUCGAGAUUGGUUUCCAGUUCGAUUACCUGAGAAAGUUCGAGUCGGUGUCCAUUCACGUGAAUAAUUUCGUAUCUCAAGGAGCACAGGUGUUCUCCAGUGUAAAAAUACACUUCAGCCUGGAUGGGAAGACGUUUUCUCCGCACACAGUUUCCUUCUGUCCCAAGAAAGAUUUGAAGAACGACACUGUGAUUUUGGUCCAAAUUCCCCUGUUCGGCCGGCUAGGUCGUUCCAUCCGGAUGGAAUAUGCUUAUUCGAACGAGUGGUUACUCCUUUCCGAAAUUCGCUUUCGCUCAGACAUUUUUACUGGAGAUCUAAAAUCGGUUGACAAAAUGAAGUCCAACUGGAAUGGAACCGGAUAUGCUCCGUCCACCACCUACCAUCACGAGUGUCCCGAACACAACCAGAAAAACAAAUUAGUUACGGCAGAGCAGUCAACAGCAGCAAUGAUUGGUUUGAUUGUGGGUUGUGUCUUUGUAUGUCUUUUACUCUCGGGAGUUUCUGUUGCUUGUUUUGUGAUGCGAAAAAAUCGUCGAAACACAAAGUUGGUUGGAGUGAUCGAAAUGACUCCAAAGUCCAUGUCUCAUGUCCACGCAUUAGGACUCAGCGGAUAUCCCAGCAACGAUCAACUAUCCACAGCAACAAACGUGACCAAACCUUUGAACAAGAGGCCAUCCGCAGGUGGUGGUGGUGGCUCAUCAGUCACAUUGAACGGUGGAAAUAAACUGGGCAAAAUCGCCCUUUGUGACAUGAACCCUGUGUCAGGUGACAGUGAUGACGAGUCCCUUUACCAUGAACUCGUCUUUGGGCGAAAUGGACCAAGUGUUAUGGGGAAAAGUGGUGGGGGCGGUGGGGUCAUGACCAAUAAUAGGAAAAACAGCAGUUGUAGUGGAGGACUCGUUAGUUAUAAUACCUCCUUAGCUGUUGCAAACAAUGGGAGCAGUGUCGGCUCGAGCUGCACCAGCACAACUAAAACUGAGUCUGAUUCUGGAUAUGGGUCAUCAUCGCAACAACUCGUGAGAAAGCAUUGCGGACUUGGAACAAGAAAAACAAAGUAUCAGAAAGUCAAUCAUGGGGCAGAUUUUACGGAUGUGAUGGCAUUGCGAGGAAUGGAAGAAGAGAUGACGUACUAUCACACUCAUAACCAGAAUCUUGGCCAAUUCCAGCCAUCGUCUCCUUCCACCCCGUCGGCUGGACUUAGGUCAAGCAAGCUUCCACUGCUUGGUCAAUCUCUUGGAUCAAUUCCAUUUUCUUCCAUGUCACAAAGUGUUCACGGUCCCCCUUCUUCACCUCAGACAUUUCACAUUCCCUUCAACAUGUCUCAACACCCGCACCCACCUCCAAUCCAAUUUUCCAGUAACCACAAUCCCAUUAUUUCCCACAACAAUAGCCACCUCAAUACUCUGGGAAACAAGUCCAUGUCCUCCAUAAUCCACGGAAGCAACAACAAUGGGUACAUGAACACGAUGGGCAGUAGAGAAAGGUCAACAAAUGGGUUCUUCAACAAUAGUCCUCGAGUAAACAAUAGGAGAACCUCAUCAAACAACAACAACAAUCAGCACAACCACCCAUCCGCGGGGGUAAACACGAUCUCAGCCGCGCUGUCCGCGCACAAUAAUGUCAACGGUGGUGGUGGCGCGGGUGGUGGUGGGACGCUGAUGACACUGAAUGCUGGCAGCAGCUCUGGGAAUAGCAACGUAAAUACGCAACUGCUCCUCCCAUCCUCCAAUUCCUUUGGAGUGUCGCUGAUGAAGAGUUCCGGCUUGUCGACUAACCCAGCUUCUAAUAAUCAUCAUCAUCUCGUCGGUCCUUUGGGCAUUUGUGGCGGAGAAAGUAAUUACUAUGCUGCUACUGACAUUUUCCAAGUUCCCGACAAACACUUUGAUCGCUUUUAGGCUAGACGACGACGAGAGAGCGAGUGAGUGCAGGGAUAUGCACUUUCUUCUUCUUCGUGUGCUUGAUGCCAGAAGAGUAUGUAAGUUGAUGACUUGAGCUAACUUGACGUUAAGUGGGGUGGAAGCCAAAAGGAUUUUCUUCGCCCUAACUUGCUCCCUUAUGCUUCCUUACCCACCAUCUUCUUCCAACCAGGAACAUCAACAGUAUUCAUAAUUGCUUAAAUUGAUGGGAAUAAAAGAUAUUCUCAUAUCCCAAACUUAUUAAAACUCUUUUCUCGGCAAAAUCAUCAAACCGAUCAAAAUCUAUUCGCAAUAAUUGCUAAAGCGUUAUACGAGUUUUAAUAAUCCAAGAUGAAUUCCAUGAACUGAACAUUCCUUGAUCAUAUAUAGUCGACUGCUCUAGAUAUUGUACACUUAUUAUUGCACAUACUAUAUGUCUAUAUACCCAGAUAGGUCAUUAACUACAUGUAAAGUCGCUCUCGUCGAUUAUCCAAUUUUCUCACUCGAAUAUGUGUACAUAUUUAUUAUAUGGAGUAUGUAGAAUAUGACUCUUACGUUAAUAAAUGAAGAACAACCCGACCUCAACAACGACGCGUGUAAAUAAUGAUCGACAAGUCAUAAUAUACUUUUUAUAUUCAAAGUUUGGUCAUAAAUUAAGAAUAUCCCACGAGUAAGUAUGCAUUUUGUAUGUGUAUGUGUGGUACGGUUUACUGCCAAACUCUGCCUGGAUGAAUCAGGGUUCUUCUUAGAUGGAAAUCAUACACUCAAUUUCACUCUUGUCGUGUAUAUUUGUCUCACAAUUUUCCUCUUUCCAUUCUCAUUUAGUCCGUUUGUAUUUAAAAGUAAAAAAAAAACUAAAUAUAUACAAGGAUUGUUAGGAUAAUCAAGCGUACCCCCAGUUUUGUACACAUAUGUAGCUAUCAUCGUAUGUGAACUAAUGUGACAUCGUAAAUCGACCAUAUCUUACCUGUUUAUUGUCAAAAUGUGCGUUUAAAAUUACAUUCCAAAGUCUAGUGAAUUGUAACUAAUUCUACUAUUAAUUAUAUAAUUGCUUAAUUUCAAAAUUUUAAUUAGAUAAUAACAUAAUAAAUGGAUAAUUAAGAUAAAUCAGGCUCUCCAUGUCUACCCAUAAGUAUAAAGAUAAAGUACUUAUAAAUCCGUAUGUCGUUAUUCGUGUCCAACUUAUGAAUCAUAAAUAAACGAUUUUUAUCCAGUAAA
This is a messenger RNA of Folsomia candida, 6017 nucleotides long. Its product is annotated as probable serine/threonine-protein kinase DDB_G0282963. Bases 2451 to 4799 code for a protein of 782 amino acids. The record is from RefSeq and is a predicted model, not a curated record. The transcript has 10 exons. NCBI's taxonomy places the organism in Eukaryota, Metazoa, Arthropoda, Collembola, Entomobryomorpha, Isotomidae.